Hippoglossus stenolepis (Pacific halibut) is the source of this 1911-nucleotide messenger RNA. RefSeq names its product core histone macro-H2A.2. The transcript has 9 exons. The record is from RefSeq and is a predicted model, not a curated record. Bases 435 to 1544 code for a protein of 369 amino acids. Gene Ontology annotation, molecular function: protein heterodimerization activity; structural constituent of chromatin; DNA binding. Gene Ontology annotation, cellular component: nucleosome. Gene Ontology annotation, biological process: nucleosome assembly. NCBI's taxonomy places the organism in Eukaryota, Metazoa, Chordata, Actinopteri, Pleuronectiformes, Pleuronectidae.
AUGAUUUAAUGCUAACAGUCAGAUACACCGCUCCGUGUGUGCGGGUGUCGCCAUGUCAGGACUGGUGUUUGAUGUAAAGAACAUAACAAUGUAGCUUAACGGUGCUCCGCUGUAAUGUCAGCCCGGGCACUGUAACGUUAGCCUGCGCGGCCCUGCUCGGUGCUCACGUCCCCGUGCGCCGAACACCGCACACAUCGCCAUAUCCCUCCACCUUCAGCGCCGGGCAGCAGUGGACUCCUGCGUUAAUUAGUGCGCUCGGUCAGAUGACAGGUCCGGUGGAGGCCGCAGCUCCGCUCCGCUCCGCGGCUCUCAGCUGCGACCUGUCCGCACAGACCCCUCCAGGACACAGCGCUCACCUCCCCCCGAACCUCCGCGGCCAGCGGCUGCUCUAGCGGAGGAGACGAUGGAGACGAUCCGCGGACAUAACGAACAAGAUGUCAGCCAGAGGCGGAAAGAAGAAGGCCACCAAGCUGUCCCGCUCAUCCAGGGCGGGCGUCAUCUUUCCUGUGGGGAGGAUGAUGAGGUACCUGCGCACUGGCACGCACAAAUACCGCAUCGGCAUGGGGGCGCCUGUCUACAUGGCAGCGGUCAUCGAGUACCUGGCAGCUGAGAUCUUGGAGCUGGCAGGAAACGCAGCACGGGACAACAAGAAAGGACGAAUAACUCCCAGGCACAUCAAGCUGGCUGUGGCCAACGACGAGGAGCUCAACCAGCUUCUACGGGGGGUGACCAUAUCAAACGGAGGGGUUUUGCCUCGCAUCCACCCGGAGCUGCUCUCAAAGAAGAGGGGGGCCAGGGUGAAAGUGGACCAGUCAUCCAUCCCUGAGAAACAGGAAGAGCGCACAAAGAGCAAGAAGCCCGUCAAAACCAUCAAGAAGGUCAAAGGCAAACGAGGCCGAAAGCCAAAGAGCACAGACAACGACAAAGAGUCUGCACCAAACUCCACAGCUGAGGACGGUCCUGGAGACGGAUUCACCAUCCUGUCAGCGAAGAGCCUGUUCCUCGGACAAAAGCUUUCACUAACAGAGAGUGAAAUCAGUAAAAUUGGAACAAUCAAGGUGGAAGGGAUAAUUAACCCGACAAACGCAGAGAUGGACCUCAAAGACGGAGUUGGCAACGCUCUGGAGAAGGCUGGAGGCCGGGAGUUCCUGGAUGGAGUGAAGGAGCUGCGGAAAGCACAGGGGCCCUUGGAGGUGGCAUCAGUGGCAGUGAGCCAGGCCAACGGGAUGGCAGCGCGCUUUGUCAUCCACUGUAACGUCCCCCAGUGGGGCUCGGAGAAGUGUGAAGACCAGCUGGAGAAGACGGUGAAGAACUGUCUCUCAGCAGCAGAGGAGAAGAAGCUCAAAUCUGUAGCUUUCCCUUCACUUCCUGCUGGACGGAACGGCUUCCCAAAGCAAACCGCCGCCCAGCUCAUCCUCAAGGCCAUCUCCAACCAUUUCGUGUCGUCCACCAGCUCCUCCCUGAAAAACAUUUACUUUGUUCUGUUCGACAGUGAGAGCAUCGGAAUAUACCUUCAGGAAAUGGCAAAGCUGGACGCCAAGUGAGGAUUCCUGUUUCAGGCAUUUGUUUUUCUAAGUGUUGUUUGUUGCUGAUGGUGUAGAUAGGUGACAGUAGGGGUUUUGGUUCUGUCUUGGUUAACGAGGAAUAAAAAAAAUAUUUGUGAGUGGAGUGUUGUUCACGUUUAUGUUCCACUGUCCCUUCAAGAGAUUGCAUUCUUUCUAGAUUAGAUAAUUUAAAUCCGUACAGUUUGCUGUUAUGGUUCCUUGUUUCACCGAUGUUUUUACAUUCCAUGUACAAAUAUAACAGUUUUUUUCCUGGCCUCUGUAGUUUCUGAUACAGUUAGUUUACUAAAAAAAAAAAAACUGUGGUUCUCAUUUUGCUUUGAAAUAAAAACCCAAAUGUUUUACACCA